Molecule: messenger RNA, 1032 nt
Organism: Symbiodinium sp. CCMP2592
Lineage: Eukaryota; Dinophyceae; Suessiales; Symbiodiniaceae
Source: the annotation of a GenBank genome assembly
AUGCCGCCGAUGGGCAGCAAGGACCCGAAGGGACUGUACCAAACACUGGGAUUGGAAUCCAGCGCCAGCGAAGCCGAAAUCAGGAAGGCAUACAGGCGGCUUGCCUUGAAAUACCAUCCAGACAAGAAUGCGAGUCAAGAUGCCACUGCCGAGUUCCAGAAGAUCGCGAGCGCCUACGAGGUGCUGUCAGAUUCCGAGCGUCGCACCAUGUACGACACCAAAGGCUGUGUUGACAGCGAGGAGUUAGAUGAUGAUGAGGGUCUGCUGCAUGCCGCGAACUUGUUCAACAUGUUCUUCGGGGGUGGAAUGGCGCAGGAUAUGGAUGCGGAGGAGCAGGUUCUGUUGGACGAGCUCCUGAGGAUGACUGGUGCCUUCAGCUUCAAGGCCCACAGCUCCAGGCCGCGGCGCAAGGGCCGCGGCCGAAAAAAAGCUGCUGGCAUGUGGAUGGAGGAGGCCUUCCUGGCGGCUAUGUCAGGUAUGCCAUCCUGCGAAGUGACUUGUCCAUCAGGGCAUACGCUCAAAAGGAAAAAGGCAGACGGAGGCUACGAAUGUGACGUGUGCAGCAAGGACAUUCCCGACGGAAAGCGCUUCUUUGACUGCCGCAAGUGCGACUUCAGCAUGUGCGUUGCGUGCCACAAGAAAGCAGAAAGCAGUGCAAUGGCGGAGGAGGAAGAGGACGACACCGACGCCGAGGUCUUCGAAGCCUUUUGUGAAGCCAAUCUGCAUCCCGAACGGCAGGGUGGCAGGCUUGGGUUUCGUUGCGCUCUCUGCAGACUCCUCCUGGAUUCACAGGCGGAGGCCGCAGCUCACCUCGCAGAGGCUCACGCGGCAGAGCUUGAGGCUGUCGCAGAUGAAGUUCGGUCUGAGCUUCGAAAUGGCUACGGAGCCCACGGCACAUCUUCUUCAGGAUAUGGUCGUUCGUCAGACGACUUUGAAGCGAUGAUUUUCGGGGCUGCGAUGGAGGGCAUGCUGGGGGGAUUCGGUGACAUGCCCUCACCACCCAAGGGUCGGCGAGCUCGACGAAAGCGUUGA